Molecule: messenger RNA, 2340 nt
Organism: Lethenteron reissneri (Far Eastern brook lamprey)
Lineage: Eukaryota; Metazoa; Chordata; Hyperoartia; Petromyzontiformes; Petromyzontidae
Product: mucin-3A-like
Source: RefSeq, a predicted model, not a curated record
AUGCUCCUUCAAGCGAGAUUGGUUGAACAGAGUCGUGUGGACUCUGUAGGUCACAACAACACACCCACUCACCACACUUCAGAUCACAACAACACUCACCCACUCACCACACUGCAGGUCACAACAACACUCACCACACUGCAGGUCACAACAACACUCACCCACUCACCACAUUGCAGGUCACAACAACACUCACCCACUCACCACACUGCAGGUCACAACAACACUCACCCACUCACUACACUGCAGGUCACAACAACAACACUCACCCACUCACCACACUGCAGCUCACAACACACUCACCCACUCACCACACUGCAGGUCACAACAACACACUCACCCACUCACCACACUGCAAGUCACAACAACACUCACCCACUCACUACACUGCAGGUUACAACAACACACCCACUCACCACACUGCAGGUCACAACAACACACCCACUCACCACACUGCAGGUCACAACAACACUCACCCACUCACUACACUGCAGGUCUCAACAACACACUCACCCACUCACCACACUGCAGGUCACACCAACACACUCACCCACUCACUACACUGCAGGUCACAACAACACUCACCCACUCACUACACUGCAGGUCACAACAACAACACUCACCCACUCACCACACUGCAGCUCACAACACACUCACCCACUCACCACACUGCAGGUCACAACAACACACUCACCCACUCACCACACUGCAAGUCACAACAACACUCACCCACUCACUACACUGCAGGUCACAACAACACACUCACCCACUCACCACACUGCAGGUCACAACAACACUCACCCACUCACUACACUGCAGGUCGUAACUUCCCUUUCUGCUUCUUUCCUCGCACUAAUCCAUUGUGGAAUUCCAUCUGACAUCAUCAUCAUUGCCGUCGCCGCUAUUCCCAAAUUCUUACAAUAACCUUGUCCAGUUCAAGAAACGGGUCACACUGUUUUCUUUAACAACUUUGGUAGUGCUGUUUAUUACUGGGGGUUUUUUGUUGUUGUUGAUGUUUCGGGCCUUUGGGCCUGCGCUCACCAAUUGUGUUUAUAUAAACAACAACAACAACCAUCACGUGAAUUUCGCCCUGCAAGGCGCCACGGCCUCUGCGCCACGUUCCAUCCAGUGCAUUGUGUAGCAGUGGACGUGCUCUGCUCCAUUCUUCUGUUAGGCAGGCGCCGUGUCGCCUUGCGGUGUGCGCCUGACACAAAAGUGUGGCUUGCGAUCCGCUCCGCGUUCCGUCUAAGCUUGCGCUCCACGCCAUGUUGUGUUGCGAGCUCUGCACGGUUGCACGGGGGACUUGCAGUGCCGGAUUAAGCUCCUGCGGGGCCUGUAGCAUAUGAUAUAAAGGGGCCCUACAUAAAAAAAAACAUUUAAAUAUUAAAACACAAUUUUUUUACUUGCACAAUAAAGUAAUUGUAUUUUUCAUUUGCUAUACAGCCAGAUAAUACUGCAAAUCGCUAACCUUAAACACCCAGUCGUUCAUAGAAGUUGAAGGCGGUAUAGUACUAUAAUAAUAGAGCAAGUGCAGAAUCACUGAACCGGAAUUGAUAGCCUGAAAGCCCGUAGCAUAUGUAGCUACUUUUGCGACUGUGAUCAUCCGGCACUGGGGAGUUGUGGGGCACAGGAACAGGCACUAGGCAGCAAAGAUCAAAACCCGAAUAAGGAAAGUCCAGAAGCGGACGAUUGACAACCCGCAUCUCUCACGCGUGGAGGUGCGCACAUGUGGAACAGAGGGGCGGCUGUGCUUCAAUACGUGCAGGGCAUGAGAUGCAAAUCCUGGUUCAGAUGACAUGGGAUUUGUUUUGUUUUGGCUUUAAUAUAAAAAACAGAUUUUGAUUUGUGUUUACCGUAGUACUGUACUCUUUAAUGUGGUUGUAGUAAUGCGGGCAGCAGAGGGCAGUGAAGUCAAAUCCGGGUUGCGUGUGAGAUGCCCUCAUGCAGCAGAGGAAUUACAAAAGACGAAACAGCUGAGUACAUCUCACAGCGCGACCCUUACAUCACGUUUCGAACGUCGUCAGGGGAACUUUUUAACGCCGGCCGCGAACCAAGACGGCGCGUUGUAUUUGUGCGGUUUAACACACGGACCAUAAUUUUAUUAUGUUUUAUUUUUAUUAUUUUAUUAUUUCCCUUCUACGUGACUUUACCGAAAGAACCAAGAAGACACGGACCAUAAUUUGCCAGGGGCGGCCUGCCACAUAUUCGAACCGCGAACCACCCUGCAACGAGCUGCGAACGCGCUACCGAUGGGCCGUGUUCAAUCUGCAAUGCGUGCCGAUCGCACACGCCUUUAAAACUGUCACAUUAAACGUUAAUUUGUCCCCUGUGGAAAAACCA